GCUACUUAUAACUGGGACUUACUUACAACUUGGCUGUGAUAUUGUUCGAACGAUUUACUAAUGCAUAGCGUCUGGGUAGUGGAAAGAGGUGAUUCAUGGGCACGCAACCAAAGAAGUGGCAUCCAUCAUUCCUAACGUGUCCUUGGUAUAAAACUUACAGUAAUUGACACCAGCUUCGUCGUUCAAUCUCAUUCCCUCACUACACCUCAUCCUACCUUCUUCGCCAACUAUCUUGAAUUCACAAAGAAAACUCAUCCAACCUAUCCAACAUGCCCAGCUCCUUCCCCCACUCCCUCUCCCAACUUCGCAACACCGAAACCAUUGUCCCUCCCCCCGAUCCAUCCAUCAUCCAAACCCUAGUCAACGCCCUCCCCCCCCUUUCCCACCCCGAUAUCAUCCAUAGGAGUAUCUCCCACCAACCCAAGUCCAAAUGCAAGUACCUCGACCAAGGGGCGUCCCUCAUUAUCCUAACCACCAUCAACCGAAAUCAAAUCAGCGUCCUCAAGAAUUUCUUCCACUCCAUCCGUGUCCCAUGCCCAGGCCAACAACCUCACCAACCUCAAGGACAUUAUCCAAGAUCCAAACCCAGCCUCAGGAUUCUCACAGGCCUCCACCACUCCCCCAACCCCUCCUCCAACCCCGCCGUCCCCACCACCUCCAGCCGCGUCUCAGGCGUCGGUAAGCAACCCUACAACCUCGCCAUCGCUCUCACCGGGGCACACAACCGGAUUGCCUUUUAUGGAAACGUACUCAACUCGCUUCCCGCUAUUCGAAUGGGCGGGCUAAGCCGGUAUAAACAGGUGAUUUUAGUUGCGGUGCAGAGUUUUGUGCAGUUACCGUUGGAAUUUGGACGGCUUUCUCGGGAAAGGGGUUGGGACGGGAAGUCGGAUGGGGAGUAUCAUAGGUAUGAGGAUGAGACGGGAGAGGGGACGGGGGCGGGGACGGAAAGGGAGAUGAAGAAGAAGCCGGUGGAUUAUAGCGUUAUUAUGAUGUAUAAUGUUACCCGAAGAGAGAGGAAGGUGGUGGUUACUAGGGGCGUGACGGUUAAUGAGGGGUGGGUGAGGCAGGUUAUGUGGAUGUGUGGGUUUGAGGAUGAGGAUGCUAAACCUGGAAUUGUCGAAGGGGAUGGAAAUGACAAGGGGACGAAAGUAAAGGGGAGAAAACCGGUGGGGGAGGAGAUGAAGACGACGGUGUGGAAUGGAACCACGGAGCACUUGGACGCAGGGGACUGGCAGGAGGUGGCGGCGGGGGUGUCGAGGUAUGAGUUGAUUAAGGAGGCGUUGGAGGAGUUGAGGGGGGAUGUUGAGGGGUGGUUGUCGUGAGGGGGUUGGUUGGUUGGGGUUGAUGGAGGAUGGGAAAAAGUGGGAAGGGACAAUGGGAAGGGGUGAUAGGAAAGAGCAGACAAGAUUGAUGUAAAGACGGAGACAAGAUUGCAGGAGAAACGAAACCCGAACAGAAAAGUAAAAAGCAAAAAGCUCAGCCGCCCAAGCCCCGGAUCGAACUCGAGACCAGCUGCAGACCUACGAAAAUACCACGCAUUU
Messenger RNA from Neurospora tetraspora, 1541 nucleotides. RefSeq lists its product as uncharacterized. The transcript has a single exon. The coding region runs from base 270 to 1322 and encodes 350 amino acids. The record is from RefSeq and is a predicted model, not a curated record. NCBI's taxonomy places the organism in Eukaryota, Fungi, Ascomycota, Sordariomycetes, Sordariales, Sordariaceae.